AUGCCAGACAACAUGUUUUCAUAUCUUCUGGUUCUCCUCUCUUAUAUAGGCAACGCCAUUGCUCAACAAGCAGGACCGGUCUACUCGCCUUUGCGACCACCUUCCAUCCCUCUCGCAGUCCGCUCCCCAUACACCAGUGCUUGGAGCACAACCUCUGGCGGCAGUACGCUUAACAGUCAAAACGUCACCUUCUGGACUGGCGAUCCCAUAGGAUGGAGUGGCAUCAUACGCGUAGACGGAACGGCUUAUGAAUACAUGGGAGACUCGCCCUCCGUACAAGGUCUCGAGAAAGCAACUCCACUUACUGUAUCUUACGACUCCCACUACAGUAACUUUACAUUCGACGCUGGACCUGUGCGAUUAGAGGCGCGAUUCUUCUCUCCUGUUCUACCAAAAGAUCUUUGUAAGAGCAGUAUUCCGCUCAGCUAUCUGGAAGUCGAGUGGGCCGCCACCGACGAGCUCUCGCAUAAUGUACAGCUCUACUCAGACAUCGAUUCUAGCUGGCUUGCAGGCGGCAACAUUUCAUCCGACUGGACCAUCAACUGCCCUGCUUCAAGGGAAGCACUCAUUGUGGAUGAGCUUUCAUGGUCCGAUCGUGGCCACAAGCAAGAACCAUACUGGGGCAGCCUACACUACGUCUCUUCUCCCGGCAUGAGCACCAACUUCGAUACUGCGAACGGUUUAGCAACCACUAUACGACAGCAGUUCGUCAAUGGCGACACAGUGGAUAAUUCUUUCGAUCAGAAUCAGUCUCGGGGACCAUCACCUGAUCAAAUGCUAGUGUUCGGUUUCUUGCAUAAUUUUGCGUCUAGUCAAUCCGGGUCAGCGCUGUAUACUGUUGGCACGACUCAAGAGCCUGCUGUGAACUACCGCACUGCUAGCGGGGACGUCGAGCUCCGACCAUGGUGGCUUACGAGCAACUGCUAUUAUAAUACUAACAACAUGAUCCGCAGGCAUUACCAAGACUACCCAGCUACCGCAAAAGAGGCCAAAUUUUGGACCAUGAAGCUGCGAAAUGAUGUGGAGUACUACUAUGCCGAGGAUAAAGCGACAGAUAUGCAUGCAGAAGUAGCCUCGCUAUCUGAAGAGGAGUCAUACUAUGCCAUUGUCGCUCUCUCUGCCCGCCAGAUCCUGGCCGCAAACGUCCUCACAGAAUCUGCAGACAACACUACGGGACCAACUAUCUUUCAGAAAGAAAUCUCAUCAGACGGCAAAGUGAACACAGCCGAUGUCAUCUACCCCGCGUUACCUUUCUGGCUCUAUGCAAACCCGGAGCUUCUUCGCUUACUGCUCAAGCCCGUCUUCGAGUUCCAGGAGUCUGGACUCUAUCACGAACGAUAUGCCAUGCACGAUAUCGGGCGCUUCUACCCAAACGCCAUAGGAUACUACAGCUCCACCGUUCCCGAUGAGGAAGGGGAAGAAGCGAUGCCCGUUGAAGAGAGCGCGAACAUGGUUAUUCUGGCAGCUUCGUACUACUUGGCCACCAACGACACCGCAUUCCUUAUUAGCCACUACGAUAUCCUCAAGCGGUGGUCGGAAUACCUCGUAGAAAAUUGCCCAUACCCUGAGCAUCAGACCACGACAGGCAAGUACAAAGCAGCAUAUGACUUCAACGAACCCACUGCCAACAACACCAACCUCGCAAUAAAAGGCAUCGUAGCCCUAAAUUGCAUGGGUGUCAUUGCCCAAGCCAAUGGCGACAGAGGCUAUGGAGCAGGCAGAUGGAUACGCAACGCAUACUUCUACUAUACCCUCUGGUCCGAAUCAGCCAUAGACCCCGCAACCAACCAUACUCUUCUCGCUUACAACCUCCCCGACUCCUACAGCAUCCUCUACAACAUCUUCCCAGCCCUCCUCUUCAACCUGCGCGCAAUCCCCAAAUCUCUCUUCACCAUGCAGUCGGACUUUUACCCGACUGUCGCCCAGAAGUACGGCGUUCCCCUCGAUAACAGACGCCUGUGGACCAAGAGUGAUUAG
Messenger RNA from Alternaria ethzedia, 1977 nucleotides. RefSeq lists its product as uncharacterized. The transcript is spliced from 4 exons. The coding region runs from base 1 to 1977 and encodes 658 amino acids. The record is from RefSeq and is a predicted model, not a curated record. NCBI's taxonomy places the organism in Eukaryota, Fungi, Ascomycota, Dothideomycetes, Pleosporales, Pleosporaceae. Gene Ontology annotation, biological process: carbohydrate metabolic process.